Molecule: messenger RNA, 480 nt
Organism: Nicotiana tabacum (common tobacco)
Lineage: Eukaryota; Viridiplantae; Streptophyta; Magnoliopsida; Solanales; Solanaceae
Source: RefSeq, a predicted model, not a curated record
UACAUUUUGCCUUAUAUUCCUUAUAACAAUAUGGCUUCCAAAACAAGUGCCUCAGUUACCCUUUUCCUCUCCUUGAAUCUCCUUUUCUUUGCCAUAGUCAGUGGAACUGAUUGUGGCUCUUGUCAUUAUAAUCCUCCUAGCACCGGUAAUGGUGGUGGCAAUACUGGUGGCUCGGGCAACGGAGGAGGUUCCAGUAAUUGCUGCGGAGGUGGCAAUGGACAAGCCAGGUGCCCGAGAGAUGCUCUGAUGUUCGGUGUAUGUGCAAAUUUAGUCGGUGGAUUGGUGGGCGCGGUAAUUGGGAGUCCUCCAACGAUGCCAUGCUGCAGUUUGAUCGCGGGGCUGGCGGAUUUAGAGGCGGCAGUUUGUUUGUGCACAGCCAUAAGAGCCAAUGUGCUUGGAUUAAAUCUGAAUGUGCCACUCUCUCUCAGCCUUGUUCUCAACAACUGCGGAAGGAGUCCUCCUACUGGAUUCACUUGCUAA